AUGGAGCUCAAGCAAACUCCCAUUCCUCUUCCAGUGCUUGGUCGGGUUCAACCAAGACUUGCCUUAAGUCGUCAUCUUGAACUCGGAGUUCGUCCAAAUCUCAAGACACCUACUGAGUUCACCAAUAUUUCAGUUGAUGUUCUAGAGCCCUCAGGUGAAAGUAUAGGUGGUAGCAUACUUAGGUAUGGGUCCCACACACGUAUUAUUACAACACUUGCGUUAGGAAUACGUGAGGAUGGUGGCCAUCUCGAUAAUGAUGCUAGUGGAACCAUAUAUCCAAUAUUAGAGAUCAGUAGAGGGCGAGUAGGAGCACCUACCGAUGAGGAGAUGAGCCUUGCACAGAAGUUGUUCGAGUUGAUAAAGAUAAAUAAAGUGAUAGACAGUAAUAAUCUACGGGUAGGACCUUUAGGAACACAAAUAGAGUCGACAAUUGAAUAUCCAGAAGAAGAAGAUGAACUUCAAACUAAAAGGUAUAGAUAUGUGAUCACUGCUAACAUUCAGGUUUUUGGCCGUUCAGGACCAUUAUUUGAUCUUAUUUGGAGACUGAUGAUGAUAGCACUUGAACAGUGCCAGCUUCCUCGAGUGUACCAAGAAGCCAACGACUUCAAAGGAAGUCAAAUGAGAGUUGCAGUACGUAUGCGUGGUCGUCAAUUGGUCAAAGAAGAUGUUGGUAUAGAAUCGCUUAAGUUUGACAUGAGUAAUAAGAUACCAUUGGUUACUCCUGGCUCCCCACGGCCCUCACUGCUUCUUUGCUUCAAGUUUGGGGUUUUUGAAGGUCAAGUAUUAUCUGACAUUGAAGGUGAAGUUGAAGAACUGAGUGUGGAUUCAGUAUUCUAUCUUAUACGAGAGGAGAACAGUAGCGUCAUUAGACAUAUCAGUGUGCAAGGUAAGGCAGUUGACUAUUCACAUUUGGUAGCAGCACUUGCGAUGAGUGGAGCGGCAGGUACUUCCUGA
This is a messenger RNA of Lizanozyma spartinae, 954 nucleotides long. Its product is annotated as exosome non-catalytic core subunit. The transcript has a single exon. Bases 1 to 954 code for a protein of 317 amino acids. The record is from RefSeq and is a predicted model, not a curated record. Lineage: Eukaryota; Fungi; Ascomycota; Pichiomycetes; Serinales; Debaryomycetaceae.